AGUUGUAAACGGUCAGCAGUUGCGAGCACAUUAAAAAGUGAAAUAUAUCGAGGCUGCUUUCGGAAGAUUUUGAUUUAGUUUCGGAUAUUUCACAAGUGAAUAAAUUUAAAAAUAAUAAUAAAAGAAAAUAUUUAUGGAAAAUUGUACGACAAAAUCGGAAAAAUGAAAAUAUUUAUUGUCGUGUUUACUUGCUUGUUGUUAGUGCCAGACUUGAUGGCAACAGCAACAAAUGAAACAGAAGCAUCUUCAAAUGACUUUAUAAUCAUUGCAAGAAUAGCCGAGAACAUUAGUCAAUUGAAGUCUUCAUCAUGUAGGAACGAUUUGAAAAGUGCAGUCGAUGCAUUUCGGGAACGCAAGCCAUGGGCCGUUUCAAUGUUUGACGCUUCCGUGAAGUCGCCUGUUGGAGUCGAGAAUGGCGUUGAAUAUCAAUUCGGAAACUUUGACGAGUGUUUACAAAUCGCAACAGAUUUCAAAACUGAUGGCGUUGAUAUCCAGCCGAAAUAUUGUCUCGCUGAUGUCACAAUGGAUGGAUAUGUCGUGAGAAAAACAGCAUCGCGAAAUGUUGAGAUUAAAAAUUCUACAAUUGUACAUUGGGGAGUAUGUUUACCAGCAUCAUGUUCAAACGAAGACAUCAACUUACUCAUGAAGUCCCUAACUCGCCAAUCAGAAGUCAACAUCGAUUCAAAGAAGUGUCAAGUAAAAGAAACAUCAAAAUUCAGUGGAAUUGAUUUAACAUUUGGUUUCACGAUUCUGAGCUUCCUGACAAUCGUCACAUUCAGCACGAUGUAUCACAUUUAUGUAAUUUAUACCAGAAAAACUGCAAAGCUUCGAAAUGACGUCACGAUUGAUGAGAUUGCGAAAUCGUUUUCAAUAAUUGCAAACGCCAAGAAACUUGUUAAAGAAAGCAAAGAUGAGCUUGGUUUGAGUUGUGUUAAUGGCAUCAAAGCUGUGUCAAUGUUUUGCAUCAUCUCAGGACAUGCGUUGGUCUUCAUGGUUGGUGGUCCGGUACAAAAUACUGAAUUUUAUCAAAAAGAAAGCGUGAAAGUUCAAAAUGCUUUCCUCCAAAACUCUCCACUGUUGGUUGAUUCAUUUCUACUCUUGUCGGGAUUUCUUUUCGCAAGACUUGUUCUCAUUGAGAUGGACAAACGACGAGGAAAAAUUAAUUUCGGAAUUUUAUACAUUUUUCGAUACAUCAGAUUAACUCCAGCAUAUUUAGCGAUGAUUGGACUCUACUCGACUUGGUUCAUAAGAAUCGGCGAUGGUCCAUUGUGGAAGCAUCGAAUAUCACUGGAACAAGAACGUUGUCAACAUUCAUGGUGGAAGAACAUUCUUUACAUUAACAAUUAUUAUGGAAAUGACGAGCUUUGUAUGUUUCAAUCGUGGUACCUUGCAACCGACACUCAGCUUUUCAUCUUAGCACCUUUGCUCAUCUAUCCACUAUGGAAAUCAAUCAAACUUGGAUCCAUUUUCAUUGGAAUUACCACAACAAUCUCAGUUAUUAUUCCAUUCUACGUCACAUUCACUCAAAAGCUCGACCCAACGUUCAUUGUUUGGCCAAGUGAAAUUACUGACCUAUCAGCAAACACUUACUUUAUAAAUACUUAUGGUAAGACACAUAUGAGAGCGACUGGUUACAUCUUCGGAAUACUCGCCGGCUUCUUAGCCUUUUACGUCAACAAGAAGCAAAUUACAAUAUCGAAUCGUACACGUAACCUGCUGUGGAUUUUGACGUCAGUGAUUGGGAUUUAUUCGAUGUACUCUGUGACGCUUUACUACAUUCCAACGUAUCGUUACUCAGUUCUCGAAAGUGCACUCUACAACAGUCUUCAUAGACUUGGCUGGAGUGUCUUCACAGCCUGGGUUGUCUUCGCUUCUGUAACAAGUGAAGAUGGAGCUUUGAAGAGUUUCCUUUCAUCACGAGCUUUAGUUCCUUUAAGUCGUCUCACAUAUUGCGCAUAUUUGACGAAUGGUUUCAUUGAACUUUACAUGUAUGCAACAAUCCGAACGCCAAAAUUCAUGAGCGUGACAAAUUUGCUUGGUGAGACACUUUCCCACGUUUGCCUUACAUUUUUGGCUGCGCUCGUACUUUGUUUGUUGUUCGAAUCUCCGAUACAUGGAAUGGAAAAGAUGUUGCUUAGACGAAGUUCACAUGUACAAUCACGUGAGAGGUCAAGUGAGUCUGAUGAAUUCAAUGUCAACAGCAGUCGAAGUGCAAGUACGUCUGAGAUAUCCGCGUAAUGUUUAAGAUAAUUUAAGUUAGUUACUUUAAGUAAGUUCAAGUCAUUCUUUAAAGUUUAAAUUAAACAUUAUGACAAAGAUGUAGAGAAAACUUCAAGCAACAAAAUAAAGGUGGAGUUAAUUAAGUUUUUAACAUUUAAGAUUAAAAUGAAAACAAUCAGAAAUGGAGAGUUAAAAAGUGUCAUAAAUUCAUUUCCUUGCCAAUAAAAAAAUUUGUUCUUGGAAAAAGCA
Messenger RNA from Clunio marinus, 2469 nucleotides. NCBI's taxonomy places the organism in Eukaryota, Metazoa, Arthropoda, Insecta, Diptera, Chironomidae. The record is from the annotation of a GenBank genome assembly.